Molecule: messenger RNA, 2262 nt
Organism: Lizanozyma spartinae
Lineage: Eukaryota; Fungi; Ascomycota; Pichiomycetes; Serinales; Debaryomycetaceae
Gene: SYF1
Product: mRNA splicing protein
Exons: 1
Coding region: 1-2262 (753 amino acids)
Biological process (GO): generation of catalytic spliceosome for first transesterification step; mRNA splicing, via spliceosome
Cellular component (GO): U2-type catalytic step 2 spliceosome; Prp19 complex; post-mRNA release spliceosomal complex
Molecular function (GO): protein binding
Source: RefSeq, a predicted model, not a curated record
AUGUCGGAAGAACAAUUCUUACAAAGGUGUACCGAAAUAACCGACAUCAACGCCAAACUACACGCAUUUGAGGAAGGGGUAUCGCGAUGGCCUCAACUGAAGCCUGUUUGGACCGCUUUUAUAAAGACAGCAGUUGAGGACGCCAACAUUCAAGAUGAAGAGACCGAAAGAGUGUAUCAGCAAGCGGUGACGAGUUUGGUAACUGACAGCGAGGUCUGGGUCGAGUAUUUGGCCUUCCUAAUCGGGAAGUCUACAGACAUCUCAUGGAUUAGACUAAAAUUCAAUCAAGCACUAAUGGUUGUUCCAUUGGAAGAGCAUCUGAGUAUUUGGAAACAAUAUUUACGGUUUGCAGAUAAGGCGGGGGGGCUCACUGGCACUAGCAUUGUGCUACGGUAUUUGGAAUAUGCCACUGACGAAGAUCUCAAUGGUAAAGUGGGGGACCCCGAACUAUGGACAAUUGAUCAAGUGAUACUUAAGCUUGCCGAGUUUGGAGAUACUAGACAGCUGUUAUUGGUUUACACACGACUUUCGCGACAUUUCACUAGACUCGGACUAUACUUGAAAAGAACAAAGAUUCAAAUCUGGAGUGAAAUGAUGGAGUUGUUUCUGGGUAAAAAUUAUGGUGGUAAUGGUUUAGAUGAAAAGAUUGAAACCAUAGCUUUCCUGUUAAGUAAAGAGUUUCCUGAUCAAGAGGCUACUGUUCAUUUGAAGCUUGCGUUGUACUUUAUGUCGCUGCUGCAAGACAUCGGUAAAGUGCGACAUUUAUUUGAUUUAGGUAUCAAGACAUGCAAGACAGUGAAGGACUUUGUUCUUCUCUACGAUACAUAUACUGGAUUUGAAGAGAGACUAUUGACCAAAAGGCUAGACGCUGAAGAAGAUGAAGGAGAUUAUCGUCAACUUGAUUUGAGAAUGCAUAAACUAGAACAACUCUUAGAUUCACGACAUUUGAUGAUGAAUGACGUUCUACUUCGACUGGACCCUAAUAACAUUGAUUAUUGGUUUGACAGACUUGAAAUAGUCAAAGAAGAUAUGAAUAGUACUUUGGAAACUUAUGUUAAGGCCAUCUCCACUAUAAACCCCUUGAAAUAUGUCUCCUAUAAUAACCACAAUUUACCCGAAUUGUGGAUCAAUUAUUCCAAAGUCUAUUCCUCCAAUGGAGAUACCACGACAGCUGAAUUGAUCUUCUCCAAGGCAGUUGAGUCCCAGUACAAAUCCAGCGACGAGCUUGCCCAAAUAUACAUCAGUUGGUGUGAUCUACUACUUGAAAUGGACUGCGACAUUAGAGCCAUUCAGAUUCUAGACGACAUAUUAAAGGACCUGAGUCAAGCAAAGAUCGCCAGCAACUUAAAGGUAUGGGAAUAUUACAUUGAUUUGAUAGAGUCGGGUGUCACUGAAGGGGACGAGUCUCAAAUCAACACUGUUGUUAAUGCUUACGAACGAAUGAUAACCAGGAAAGUUGCUACGGUAGUCAACAUCUUGGGCUAUGCAAUGUUCUUAUCAGCAUGGGGCUAUCAUGAACGGGCAUUCAGUGUAUAUGAACACGGUUUGCGUUUAUUCAAGUUGGAACCAACCAUCAAAUUUGAAAUAUGGAAUGUUUAUUUGGCCAAACUCAUGUCUUCAUCUUUGUCUGCCCCAGAAAGAAUACGCGAUGUUUUCAAUCAGUGCAUCGAUGAUCUUCCAGGUAAGUUUCUCAAGCCAAUUAUCAUUCUUGCAGCAGACUUUGAAGCCAAAACUAUGAAUUCUGUUGUCCAAGCCAUCAAAUGUCUUCAACGGGGUGCGACAUUAGUCCCUGACUCCAAAGAUAAAGGAGACAUAUUUCGUCUUUUGAUAGCAAAGCUCGACGACUUGAAUGAUCCUUCAGAGUAUCGAAGAUACAUGGAACAGAUAAUCAACGAUAAUAAUAAGGAAUUAGCCCUAAUGGAUCUCGUGGACUUUAUCCAAGCGUUUAUUGACUUUGAAACCUCCCAAAAUCAAUACCCAAGAGUUAGACAAUUGUACAUGUUUGUCACCGGUUUGACACCACCUAAGUUGUUGCAAUCCACAUGGUCCAAUUGGGAGAAGUUUGAAGUGGCCCAUGGCAAUGUCGAAACCUAUAAAGCAAUGCUCAAACAUAAACGGAAACUCACUAAGGCUUUUGAGGAUAAGCCUAUAGCCAAUCCUAUGGGCUUUAUAAAGUCUGACCAAGUUAAAGGGGGUGAAAUCAAACAAGAACUAGAACCUGCUGCUGUCAACCCAGACAUAAUAGACAUGGACAUGGACUAA